UUCUAUUAUAUAUAGAUAAGUCUAGGACACAACACAAUCAUUGAUACAUUGUUAUUGCUUGAGAAAAAUUAAUGGCUAGCUGCUAUCAAUGUGAUGGUAAGAAAAGCAAGAGCUGGUUUACAGACUUCAAAUAUAACCCAAGGAAGGACCAGGCAGGCGAUGUCCGAAACAUUCUCUUAAUAGUUGCAACUCUAAUUGCAGCAGUGACUUUUCAAGCUGGGGUUAACCCUCCUGGUGGUGUUUGGCAAGAUUAUUCGAUAAGGAAUCGCACUUUAUGUGCAGAAAAACAUGCUCAAGGGAUUUGGCCAGACCCUUCAUGUUAUAAUUCACAUCGUGCAGGGACGGCCAUUUAUGCGUCUCGAAAAACCGAAUUCUAUGUUUUCUUGGUCUCUAACACUCUGGCACUUUCCACUUCGGUUCUUGUCAUUGUGUUUCUCACAUGUAAGUUCCCUUUCCAUUUAGAAGUAUUGAUUGCCACAUCUUCAAUGCUUGCAACUUACGCGUCGGCCAUAUUUGCCGUCACGCCUGGUAAUUCUUUUAGAUUUCGUUACGUCCUCUUAGCAGCUGCUUUUCCUUUUGUGCUACGAGCUUUGAUUUAUAUGGUCAUGUUCAAAGCAUAUCAAGAACGAGAGGAUCUGUGUGACAAAUGUAGAAGGGGGAAUUCUGAAGAUAAUUUAUGCAGAAGAUGUGGAAGUGAGAUUCCCAAGUCAGGAAGCGUCUAAGUUUGAAUUUCCAUCAGUUCUAUCAAAAAUAAAGUUCGGAAGACGUCUAGCAUGUUCCGAUUCUGUAUUAUUAGGCCAUAAAACUGUCGUGGGACAGUUGCUAUAUCCAUGUACAAAUUUGCAUGGGUCUGUUUGAUUUUGCUUUUUGAUGUUUUUUUUUUCCCUCUAUGUAUCUUUAGUUAAAAAUUUUAUGGAAUUUUCACGUUAAAUUUCAUGCUUAAU
Quercus lobata is the source of this 944-nucleotide messenger RNA. RefSeq lists its product as uncharacterized. The transcript has a single exon. The coding region runs from base 72 to 722 and encodes 216 amino acids. Lineage: Eukaryota; Viridiplantae; Streptophyta; Magnoliopsida; Fagales; Fagaceae. Gene Ontology annotation, cellular component: plasma membrane. The record is from RefSeq and is a predicted model, not a curated record.